Messenger RNA from Miscanthus lutarioriparius, 3513 nucleotides. NCBI's taxonomy places the organism in Eukaryota, Viridiplantae, Streptophyta, Magnoliopsida, Poales, Poaceae. The record is from the annotation of a GenBank genome assembly.
AUGCGCCGCGGCCUGCGUCGCGGGUUGGGCAUCCUCCUCGUCCCACUCCCGUACGCACCCAGCCGCCCGCCGCCGAUCUCUCUCGCGGCUCUCCUUCUCCUCCCCCGCCGCCUCAAUGGCUUCUCCCGCCACUCCUUUUGCAGCUUCCCCGGCGUGGGGCGUGCCGUUGAGCAGUUCUCAGACGACGAGUAUGACCACGAGUAUGAGGACCUCCGGGUUCGUGCUACAUCCAGCUCCGCAGGCGCACGGAUGAUACCUCUGCGUGACCUGCAGCGGAAUUCUUUUGUUUUCCUUGUUUGUUCGCUGCCUCGGAGUGAUUUCUUACUACACGUGCAGCCGUCGUCAUCGGUGGCGAACAUCGACGAGUGGAGGUGGAAGCUGAGCAUGCUUCAGCGCAACGUGGAGGAGCAGGAGAUCAUCUCCAGGGACCGGAGGGACCGCCGGGAUUAUGACCAGAUAGCCAACCUAGCCAAGAGGAUGGGGCUCUACAGUGAGAUGUACGGGCGGGUUGUGGUUGCGAGCAAGGUACCACUGCCGAACUACAGGCCUGAUCUGGAUGACAAGCGGCCACAAAGAGAGGUGGUGAUCCCGCUGAGCUUGCAGAGGAGAGUUGAAGGACUUGUGCAGGAGCAUCUAGACCGUGCACUCUUACCACUGGAUAAAUGUGGUGGCAACACAAAAAGUGGCUCUGAGAUGGCUGAGAAUGCAAACCUGGAUGAGCAGCAUGACUCUCUGCUUGAUCGGAAUCACCUGAAGGUGCUAAGAUGCUGGAAUUCCGGAGAUCACUUCCAGCAUACAAAGAAAAAGAAAAGGCUUCUAGCAGCCAUUGCACGCAAUCAGGUUAUUGUAAUUUCUGGUGAGACAGGGUGUGGUAAAACGACACAGCUGCCUCAGUUUGUAUUGGAAUCAGAGAUUGAGUCUGGUCGAGGGGCCUUUUGUAACAUAAUUUGUACACAGCCACGAAGAAUAUCUGCAAUGGCAGUUGCAGAAAGGGUAUCCACAGAGAGAGGAGAAAAUCUUGGCGAAUCGGUUGGCUAUAAAGUCCGAUUGGAGGGAAUUAAGGGAAAAGAUACACAUUUGCUUUUCUGCACCAGUGGCAUCUUACUAAGACGAUUACUGAGUGACCGAAACUUGAAUGGUGUGACUCAUGUGUUUGUUGAUGAAAUACACGAAAGGGGCAUGAAUGAAGAUUUCCUAUUGAUUGUACUAAAAGAGCUGUUAUCACGGCGCCGUGAUUUGAGGUUGAUAUUGAUGAGCGCUACUCUAAAUGCGGAACUCUUCUCAAGUUAUUUUGGAGGAGCACCAACUAUUCAUAUUCCUGGAUUCACACAUCCAGUAAGGACACAUUUUUUGGAAGACAUAUUAGAGAGGUCAGGCUACAAGUUGACCUCAAGCAAUCAACUUGAUGAUUAUGGGCAAGAUAAAGUCUGGAAAACUCAGAGACAGCUAUUGCCUAGAAAAAGGAAAAAUCAAAUUACUACACUUGUCGAGGAAGCCCUUAAAAAUUCAAGCUUUGAGACCUAUGGUUCCAGGACACGUGAUUCUCUAGUGAAUUGGAAUCCUGAUUGCAUUGGUUUCAACCUCAUAGAGGCUGUUCUGUGCCACAUAUGUCGCAAAGAGCGACCUGGUGCUGUUUUAGUUUUCAUGACUGGAUGGGACGAUAUUACUUGCUUGAAGGAUCAACUGAAAGCACAUCCUUUGUUAGGUGAUCCGAAUAGGGUUUUGCUGCUUGCAUGCCAUGGUUCUAUGGCUACUUCUGAGCAGAGGCUAAUUUUUGAGAAGCCACCUCCUAAUGUUCGGAAGGUAGUCCUUGCCACAAAUAUGGCAGAAGCAAGUAUUACAAUAAAUGAUAUCGUUUUUGUCGUUGAUUGUGGUAAAGCAAAGGAAACCACAUAUGAUGCUCUAAACAAUACUCCCUGCUUACUCCCCUCAUGGAUUUCGAAAGCUUCUGCCCGUCAGAGGAGGGGUAGAGCUGGCCGUGUGCAACCUGGAGAAUGCUACCAUCUGUACCCUAAAUGUGUGUAUGAUGCAUUUGCAGACUAUCAGCUUCCAGAGCUUCUUAGAACUCCUUUGAAUUCAUUAUGUCUGCAGAUAAAAAGUUUGCAAGUCGGCAGCAUUGGGGAGUUCCUAUCAGCUGCUCUACAGCCUCCAGCACCACUAGCUGUCGAAAAUGCAGUGGAAUUCCUGAAGAUGAUUGGAGCAUUAGAUGGAAAUGAGAAACUUACUGAUCUUGGACGAUACCUUUCCAUGCUUCCAGUUGAUCCAAAAUUGGGAAAGAUGCUUAUAAUGGGUGCAGUUUUCCGGUGCAUAGAUCCUAUACUUACUGUAGUUGCUGGACUGAGUGUUCGGGAUCCUUUCCUGUUGCCACAGGAAAAGAAGGAUUUGGCAGGAACAGCAAAAUCUAGAUUCUCAGCAAAGGAUUAUAGUGAUCAUAUGGCCCUCAUUCGGGCUUAUGAAGGAUGGAAGGAUGCAGAGAGAGAAGGGUCUGCUUAUGAAUACUGCUGGAGAAAUUUCCUUUCUUCUCAAACACUACAAGCCAUUCACUCUCUUCGGAAGCAAUUCAGCUAUAUUUUAAAGGAUUCCGGUUUGAUAGACUCUGAUGGGAAUACAAAUAACAGUUUGAGCCAUAAUCAAUCAUUGGUCCGCGGUAUUAUAUGUUCUGGGCUUUUUCCUGGGAUAGCAUCUGUUGUGCAUAGAGAAAACUCCAUGUCCUUUAAGACCAUGGAUGACGGCCAAGUUCUUCUUUAUGUUAAUUCAGUGAAUGCAAAAUAUCAGACCAUCCCAUAUCCAUGGCUGGUCUUUGGUGAGAAGGUGAAGGUGAAUGCUGUCUUCAUCCGUGAUUCAACUGGAGUAUCAGACUCCAUACUCUUUCUGUUUGGUGGUGCUGUAACAAAAGGAGGCAUGGCUGGGCACUUGAAGAUGCUCGAUGGCUACAUUGAUUUCUUUAUGGAUCCCAGCCUGUCUGAAUGCUACCUGCAACUUAAAGAAGAACUUGAUAAACUUAUACAGAAGAAGCUUGAAGACCCAAAUUUUGACAUCCACAAGGAAGGCAAGUACAUCCUAUUCGCCGUACAAGAGCUCGCCGCUGGUGACCUAUGCGAAGGGAGGUUCGUGUUUGGCCGCGAAACAAGCCGUGCCAGGCUCCGGAACCCUGAGGACGACGGCAAGAGCAACAUCAUAAAGGACGGGAUGAACCCCAAGAGCCUGCUGCAGACGCUGCUGAUGCGGGCCGGCCACACCCCACCCAAGUACAAGACGAAGCACCUCAAGACGAACGAGUUCAGGGCCAUGGUGGAGUUCAAGGGGAUGCAGUUCGUGGGGAAGCCGAAGCGGAACAAGCAGCUUGCAGAGCGGGACGCUGCCAUCGAGGCGCUGGGGUGGCUGACGCAGACGUCCGGCGUGAAGACGCAGGACGAGGACGACGAUGACUCGCCGCCGGACCUGACUGAUAGCAUGCUGAAGCUGCUCACCAGACCGAGGCGGCACUCGAAGAAUAACUCUAGAAAACGAUGA